AUGGCGCCCCUUUUGACCCGUAUACAAGAUUGUGGAUGGACUUCUACUGAUGUCCCCAAAACCAAGGACAAGAAUACAUCAGUUACAUUACGGGAUUCAGUGGAUCUCUCACUCUCUUAUAGUCCAGAUAAGCUUCUCAGUGUCUUUGCCUCAGAAUAUCAGUGUUCUGUCGGCUUUCCACCUAGCAUCAUAACGCUCCUCAAUGCCAGUUGGCUGGUCACUGUGCGCUGCUUCUCUCCGGCCCAGGAAAUCUACUUGGGUCAGCAUUCAGAGCCCGGCGUGUACUUUAUCACUAGAUGGGCACAAAGGGCAGGCCGCCAUGUCGCCAUUGAACUGAAUUGUGAGGCCCCGGUCAAAAAUCUCGUCCGAGAUGUCUCUCUCCUUCAGUCUGAGACGACGCCACAGAUGUCAGUGGGCGACGAUUCUUCCGACGAGGCUUCGGAGAAAUUUCUGACGACCACGAUUUGCUACACAGAAGAACUCUCUGCUAUGACAGAGGGAUCAAGCGAGCGAAAUUUGAACACAGGGCACAUCAAUUCCAAGCUUUUCCUGGACAUCUCGCAAGCAAAUGGCGAAGUUCGAGCGAAGCUCACCUUCUCUAUCUCCGACAUCUCUAGAGAUCUUGCACUUAACCUGUGCUCAAAACGUGACCGUCAGUUGUUGCAAAGAUAUACCGAGAGUGUAUCCGAAUCCAGUGAAGUGCUGCUGCACGACUUAGCCUUACGGCAUGCACGGCUAACCCCUGAUGCACCGGCUGUCCAUUCAUGGGAUGGUGACCUGACCUACGCGCAGCUGGAUGAUGCAACCUCUCGACUUGGACAGUUUCUGGCCAGUAUCGGUGUAGGCCCGGGUACCUUUGUAAUCAGCUGUUUUGAAAAGUCAACAUGGGCAAUUGUCGCCCGCCUGGCUAUUAUGAAAGCCGGCGCCGCAUAUAUCUCUGUUGACGCGACAGACCCGCCCAUUUUCCUUAAGAAUGUGAUUCGCCGUGUGGAUGCAAAAUUAAUCCUCACCUCUGAGGCUUAUCAGUCCAGAUACGCCCAUUUUGUCCCGUCGGUCAUUGCAGUUACACCAGAAAUGGUACGUGCUCUUCCUGUCAGCUCUGGUGUCAUCUGCCCCGUGGUAAAACCUAGUGAUCCUUGUCUCAUCCUGUUCACUUCUGGGAGUACUGGAGAGCCAAAAGGCAUUAUUCAAGAGCAUCGAGCGUACGCUACGGCAGUCCGGGAUUACAACAAAUUGAUUGGAAUUGGUCGGCACAGCCGCGUGCUGCAAUUUGAUGAUUACGCGUUUGAUAUCAGCAAUAAUGACUAUUUGACCACCCUCACCGCUGGUGGAUGCUGCUGCGUCCACACCCCGAGCAAGUCUAUAUCUACUCUCGUGGAGAACAUCAACACCCUUCAGGUCAACAUGACCUUUCUGACCCCGACUAUCGCUGCUCAAAUUUCCCCUCAGGAUGUGCCAACGUUGGAGUUGGUCUGCCUUGGUGGUGAGCCCAUGUCAAACGAGCUCCUGAUGAGAUGGUCCCCUCAUGUGAGACUGGUCAACCAGUAUGGCAUGGGUGAGGCUGCCACCUUCUGCGCGUACAACGAUCACGUCCAACCGGGCCAGAACGCCAUUGUCGGACGCAGCGGGAGCGGAGCCAUUUGGAUAACCAGUCCGGAAUCUCCAGAGCUCCUUAUGCCCGUCGGCGCUGUCGGCGAGAUUCUGAUUGAAGGGCCCCACCUGGCCAGAGGAUACCUGGACGGCGUCUGCCAGAAGCCCGAUGUUGGAUUCCUACCGAAGGCACCAACCUGGCUCAAAGAUCUCCACCCGUCUCGUGCAGCCUCGUCUAGGUUCUAUCGCUCUGGUGACCUGGGGAGAUAUACACAUGCCGGCACUGUGGAACAUUUGGGCCGCAAGGACACUCUCCUCAAAAUUAAUGGAUAUCGAGUCGAAGCAACCGAGGUGGAGUACGUCCUCCGUAGGUUGUUAGGCCCUGGGGAUGCGGUCAUCGUGGACCUGCUCGGCGAGAUCGAUGGCCCUCGAGCGCCGUUUCUAGUCGCUUUCCUCUGGUUGACUAACAAUGAGGACCAUUUCAUCCCCGCUGCUUCCGAUAACUCGGUCGAGUUUCUCCCUGUCACCAGUCACCAUUCGGCUCAUCAAUUGGUGCGAAGAAUGAAAGCUGAGGUCACGGCGACGCUGCCUGUCCACAAGAUACCGGAAUACUUUAUUCUCGUCAGCAAGAUCCCCAGGACCAGGUCUAAUAAAACUGACCGCCGCAAAUUGCACCAUCUCGCGCAGAAGUCCUACUCGUCGGGGGUUCUAAGUAAGCUUUAG
This is a messenger RNA of Aspergillus pseudoviridinutans, 2313 nucleotides long. Its product is annotated as putative NRPS-like enzyme. NCBI's taxonomy places the organism in Eukaryota, Fungi, Ascomycota, Eurotiomycetes, Eurotiales, Aspergillaceae. Gene Ontology annotation, molecular function: phosphopantetheine binding. The coding region runs from base 1 to 2313 and encodes 770 amino acids. The record is from RefSeq and is a predicted model, not a curated record. The transcript has 3 exons. Gene Ontology annotation, biological process: amino acid activation for nonribosomal peptide biosynthetic process; secondary metabolite biosynthetic process. Gene Ontology annotation, cellular component: cytoplasm.